AUGGGAAACAGUGGUAUCAAAGCACGAUUAGGAGUGAUCGAAGGAAAAGUACGGCUGCAUGGCGACGAGACGCGGCAUGAACAGACCGAUUCUUGGUCAAACAGAGACCUGAUCCCACUACCCCCAGAGAGGAGAACCUGGAACUGGUUCCUGUUUUUCGGAUAUUGGACGAUUUCCAGUCUCAACAUCAGCAAUUGGCAGUCCCCGAACACAUUCCUGACGCAAGGGCUCUCAGUCUCCCAGUCGAUGGGAAUCAUCCUCAUCGGCCGCCUCCUGAUAUCCCUCUUCUCAACGCUCAUCGCCUGGUGCGGACUAACCUGGCACAUCGGCUUCACCAUCCAGAACAGGUUCUCCUGGGGCCUCCGGGCCAGCUACGUCCCGCUGCUCCAGCGCAUCCUGCUCAACUUCCUCUGGAACGCGAUCCAGUGCUGGAACGGCGGCAGGCUGGCGGCCGUGUGCCUGACGGCCAUCUGGCCCAGCUUCGCCGAGAUGCCCGAGUUCCUGCCCGCGGGCAUGGCCGCCGUCACCACGGGCUACCAGUUCGUGGGCUUCGUCGUGUUCUGGGCGGCCUCGGCGCCGUUCCUCCUCAUCCGCCCCGAGAGGUUCAAGUGGCCGUUCCGCAUCACCAGCGCCUACUGCGGCAUCGGCAUGCUGUGCAUGAUGACCUGGGCGCUGGCCACGGCCAAGGGGGUCGGCCCGCUGAUGACGCAGGGGCAGAAUGUCCCCGGCGGCUGGAGGAACUCGUCGUGGUUGAUGAUGGCUGGCAUCAACCAGAUGGUUGGCGGGAUCGCGGCUGGGAUCACCAACUCGAGCGAUUUUGGGCGUUACGCGAAGGGGCCGAAGCACUAUGUCGGAGGCACGAUCCUUUCUGCUUGGAUUGUCGGGGUGCUUGUUUCAUUCAUCGGUCUGGUUACAACUUCUGCUUCCCAGAAGAUAUACGGUGAGGUCUAUUGGAACCCACCGGAUCUGUUGAUGGUCAUGAUGGACAACGGUCACGGGUCUUCUAAAGCGCGGGCGGGGGUGUUCUUCCUGGCUUUCGGAUUCGCACUGACCGCCUGCUUCGAGAACAUCUGUGGCAAUGCCGUGGCUGGGGGCAUCGAUCUGGCUGGGCUGUUCCCUCACUACAUCGACAUCCGUCGUGGGGCAAUUAUCACCUUCGUGGCGGCUUGGAUUUGCCAGCCCUGGCAACUCAUCAACCGGGCGACGACCUUUGUCAGCGUUCUGAGCUCAUUCUCUGUCUUUCUGAGCCCCAUCAUCGGCAUCAUGACAACAGACUUCUUGCUGCUCCGGAGAGGCAAGAUCCGUCUCAGCCACUUGUAUCGCACCAACGACACAUCAUAUUGGUAUUUCCACGGAAUCAAUUGGAGGGCCAUCGUUGCUUGGCCAUGUGGCUGGGCGCCGACGAUAGGCGGUCUAAUCCUAACGGCGGGCGGAAACACAGGUGGGCCUAAAGCACUGUAUCAACUGUACUAUAUGGCCUUCCUAGUUGGAUUCUUCAUCAGCUCGUCGGUUUUCUUUGUCCUCAAUAAACUGUUUCCAGUCCCUGGUAUGGGCGAGUAUGACGAGGUGGAUUAUUAUGGCACAUUCACAAGUCGGGAGCUUGCGAAAUGGGGUGUCGUCCCUUGUGAGCCGGUACCUGUUGUUGAAGGAGACGGCGUCAGUGAGUCGCCAGUUCAGGAGACAUUUGACAAAAAGGAAUAG
Molecule: messenger RNA, 1701 nt
Organism: Diaporthe batatas
Lineage: Eukaryota; Fungi; Ascomycota; Sordariomycetes; Diaporthales; Diaporthaceae
Exons: 3
Coding region: 1-1701 (566 amino acids)
Biological process (GO): nucleobase transport; transmembrane transport
Cellular component (GO): plasma membrane
Molecular function (GO): nucleobase transmembrane transporter activity
Source: RefSeq, a predicted model, not a curated record